AGAAGCGAGAGAAGGCGAAGAAGAAGAAGAGAGAGAAUCCACCUAGGAACCCAAGCGAAGCGAAGCGAGACUCACGUACUCGAUAGCGACUCACUUCUGAGAAGAGAGAGAGAGAGACGACGUUAGGUGUCUGUAAUUGCAUCGAAGAAUCACACAAUCUGAUCAGACCACUUCAUUUCGAUUUCGAUUUGGAUUUCUUUCGAAGAUCAAUCGGAUCACACAGAAAGAAUAUGCUGAACCUGCCAUACCCGCCAAAAAAAUUGUUCCUUGAAAAUGAGCCAAUUUUCGGCCACAAUGCCCGUGAUUUCUGACCCCACAAUUGGCUCAAACGGAUCAACUUCAGCUUGAACAGUCCCGUUUCCGUCUUCUCUUCAAUCAGGGCACCAAAACCCUAAUCGAGAUUCUUCACCGAUAUGCGAAGAUACUGAUAUGAAUAGAGAAGAGAUUGGGAACGCUAUGACUGUAAGAGCAAAACUAGCUGGUGCAGUGGUUUUAAAAAAUAAUGGCCACAGAGAGGAUGAAGGAGAGUCAAAGAUUGAACCGCAUGCGGGUUUAGAGUUCGAUUCAGCAGAGGAUGCACAGGAGUUUUAUAAUUUAUAUGCGACACAAGUGGGUUUCAAAAUUAGGAUUGGCCAACUGUACAGAUCCAGGGUAGACGGAUCGGUUAUUUCUCGAAGAUUUGUGUGUUCAAAGGAGGGUUUUCAGACCAAUAUGAGAACAGGUUGCCCUGCAUUUAUAAGGGUACAAAGACUUGAUUCUGGGAAGUGGCUUCUGGCCAAUAUUAAGAAAGAACACAAUCAUGAGCUUGGACUUUCUGGGGAAGUUCCACCCCAAAUACAAAGGAAAGCCUUUCCAGCUCCAAGGUCAUCAACUGUUGUGUCCUCUAGGACAGGAAUCGGAUCAGUUGAAGAAGAGGAUGGACGCCCAUCUGCAUCGGGCAUAAUUGAUGUUAAACGCCUCAAAAGGGAAGAACUGGAAGGAGAAGCCAAAGUUGAGCCGUACAAAGGUCUCGAAUUCAAUUCUGCUAAUGAAGCAUACAAAUUUUACUAUGCUUAUGCAGCUAAAACAGGCUUCAAAAUUCGGAUUGGUCAGUUGUUUCGUUCAAAACAUGAUGGGUCGAUUACAUCUCGAAGAUUUGUGUGCUCGAAGGAAGGACAUCAGCACCCUUCCAGAGUCGGUUGUGGAGCAUUCAUGAGGAUACAGAGACAAAAAUCAGGAAAGUGGGUAGUUGACCGGCACCAAAAAGAACACAAUCACGAUCUGGAGUCUCCAAUGGAUGCUGGUACAAUUGCCGCGUUUAAGGGAUUUAGAGAGGAAGUAAAUAGUGGGCUGGAAAAUGUGGAUUUACUUGAAACAAAUUAUGGCCUCGGCCUUGUCAAAAGAGGUCGAGAAAGUAACAUUGGAAGUGAUUGGUAUCAUAUGUUUCUCGAGUAUUUUCAGUCACGGCAAGCAGAAGAUACUGGAUUCUUUUAUGCUGUGGAAGUGGAUGAUGGCAAAUGCAUGAGUAUUUUCUGGGCGGAUAGCCAAUCUAGAUUUGCAUGCAGUCAGUUUGGGGAUGCUGUAGUUUUUGAUACAUCCUACAGGAGUUGUACUUAUUUGGUGCCAUUUGCUUCAUUCAUUGGGGUUAAUCAUCACAGGCAACCAGUACUUCUUGGGUGUGCUUUAAUUGCUGAUGAACAUGAGGAGUCUUUUACUUGGGUGUUUCAAACAUGGCUUAGGGCAAUGUCUGGGCGCUGUCCUCUGUCAAUAAUAGCAGAUCAAGACAAGGCCAUCCAACAGUCGAUUGCACGGGUUUUUCCUGGGACACAUCAUCGAUUUUCAGCAUGGCAAUUUAAAGAAAAAGAACAGCAGAAUUUGGGUGCACUACUUACCAUGGAUAAUGAAUUCAAAUAUGAAUAUGAAACUUGCAUCUAUCAGAGCCAAACACCCAGUGAAUUUGAUGCUGCGUGGAAUAUGAUUGUCAACAGGUAUGACUUGAAGGAGAAUUUUUGGGUAAAGGAAAUGUUUAGAAUGCGUAAAAGUUGGGUUCCAUUGUAUAUAAGGGGCAUGUUCUUUGCGGGCAUCCCUGUUGAUGGAAGCAUGAAAUCAUUUUUUGGAACAUUUUUGAAUGCCCAGACACCUCUCAACGAAUUUAUUUUACGAUAUGAAAAAGCUCUUGAGCAACGCCGUGAGGAGGAAAGAAAGGAGGAUUUUAACUCAUUCAACUUGCAAGCAGUUUUGCACACAAAAGAUCCCAUAGAAGAACAAUGUAGAACGCUCUACACAAUGACAAUGUUCAAAGUUUUCCAGAAAGAGCUUUUAGAAUGCUAUAGUUAUGCUGGUAUGAAAAUUAACGUAGAAGGUGCCAUCAGCAGAUAUUUGUUGCAGAAGUGUGGGGAUGGAGAUGAGAGGAAUACCGUUGCAUUCAAUGCAUCAAAUCUUAAUGUAAGUUGCAGUUGUAAAAUGUUUGAAUUUGAAGGGGUGCUUUGUAGACAUGCACUGAAAGUGUUCCAGAUAAUGAACAUAAGGGAACUUCCAUCUCGUUACAUUUUACAUCGGUGGACGAAAAAUGCGAAGUAUGGUAUCCCACGGGAUGUCGAAUCAGGAGGUGGCUCUCAGGAUUUCAAGGCUUUGAUGCUGUGGAGCUUAAGAGAAGAAGCCCGGAACUACAUUGAGGUUGGGACAGCAUCUCUAGAAAGAUAUAAACUUGCCUUCGAGAUCAUGCAAGAGGGUAGGAGAAAUAUUUGUUGGCAAAAUUGAGAUGUAAGCUGCAUAAAGGUCAGAUACUCUGCUUCUUCUUUUCUUUGUUACUUGAUAACAAGGUCAGACAUCUCGGCGGUGAUCAAUUCUGUGGUUUGAAGUGUCUAGUUUUCUGGUGGGUGUCAGCCAUGUGAUUGGCGUCCAUUGACCCCAUUUACAUUCGAAUCAGAACUUUGUUAUGCAUGUGUAAUUUGGAUAUUAUCUAUUUCAUAUCUGUAGUCUGCGCUUGUAAGGAAAGGAGGUUUUUUUUUUUAUUAUUUUUAUCAUUAAAUUUAAUGCAGGUGUACAUUUAUGAAAACAGCCUCCAUGAAAUUCUAGUUUUACCCUUUUAUUGCGUAA
Messenger RNA from Cornus florida, 3078 nucleotides. Its product is annotated as protein FAR1-RELATED SEQUENCE 7-like. The record is from RefSeq and is a predicted model, not a curated record. Gene Ontology annotation, molecular function: zinc ion binding. The transcript is spliced from 2 exons. The coding region runs from base 430 to 2739 and encodes 769 amino acids. Gene Ontology annotation, biological process: regulation of DNA-templated transcription. Lineage: Eukaryota; Viridiplantae; Streptophyta; Magnoliopsida; Cornales; Cornaceae.